AUGGCUUCAAUUUCAUUGAGAUACUCCCAUGUCUCCCACUCGUCAUCCAUUGGUGUCGUCGAUGAAGCUGCAGUGUCAGACGUCAGCUUGGAUGGAGCAUGCAGCCCUUCAAUGGCACCAUCUCACUCACCUUGGACGUGGACAAGUUUAUAUUUUGGAAGCAACGCUUUUAAUAUCCACGAGGUUGAUUGGCGUCUGCAAGUGGCACUCGACUAUGCUAAUUGGCGUAUUCACCUGAGCUUCGACAACGACGCACUCGACCCGGUUUUUGCGCCUAACGCGGGAGCACUAGCACUCGCUACAUGCGUGAAAGAAGCACAUUGGCUUGUGCAGAUCCUUUAUACGUCGUUUGUCCUGUUUCAUUGGGACUUGGAGCUACAAACACUUUGA
This is a messenger RNA of Suillus subalutaceus, 390 nucleotides long. RefSeq lists its product as uncharacterized. The record is from RefSeq and is a predicted model, not a curated record. Lineage: Eukaryota; Fungi; Basidiomycota; Agaricomycetes; Boletales; Suillaceae. The transcript is spliced from 7 exons. The coding region runs from base 1 to 390 and encodes 129 amino acids.